GGCACCCCAACCGGCCAGGGCUGCCCGGGUCUGCGAUGGGGAGAGGGGCCGAGCACCCCGCCCCGGCCCGGCUGCUCCAGAGCGCGCCCCGGGCGGCCCAGCCGAGCGCCUUCCCGUGCAGCGCCUGUGAUGCGGGAGCCGGAGAGUCCCGAGGGGACGCUGGAGCUGGCCCGCCGCUGGGGGCAGAAGCGCCGGGGCCUGCUGGAGGCGGCGAUCGUGCUGCUGCUGCUGCUGGCGGCGGGCGCGCUGCUGGCCCUGGGCCUGAUGCACGCCCAGGGCAGAGUGAAGCCGCCGACCCUCUCUCCUAGCUGGCUUUCCUUUUCACAGGAAGAGAGGACCGUGAGAAAGCGCAGACCCAGAGCUGUCAAAGACUCCAAGAAUGAUUUGGGAGACGUCUGCACCACCCCAGGCUGUGUGCUGGCAGCGGCCAGGAUCCUGGAGAACAUGGACCAGACGCAGGAGCCCUGCGACGACUUCUACCAGUACGCGUGUGGCGGCUGGCUGCGGCGCCACGUCAUCCCCGAGUCCAGCUCCCGCUACAGCGUGUUCGACAUUCUCCGGGACAAGCUGGAAAUCAUCCUCAAAGGGGUGCUGGAGAAUUCCACCUCGGAGGACAGGCCGGCCAUCCAGAAGGCCAAGAUGCUCUACCGCUCCUGCAUGAAUGAGAGCAUGAUAGAGCAGCGUGACUCGAAGCCGCUACUGGACAUCAUCGAGGACUUGGGGGGCUGGCCGGUGGCCAUGGACAACUGGAACGAAUCGAAUGAACUCAACUGGAAGCUGGAGCAGCAGCUGGCGAUAUUGAACUCUGAAUUCAACCGACGUGUUCUCAUUGACCUUUUCGUCUGGAACGACGACCAGAAUUCCAGCCGGCACAUCAUCUACAUAGACCAGCCUGCCUUGGGCAUGCCCACCCGGGAGUACUACUUCAAUCAGGGCAUCAACCGGAAGGUGCGGGAAGCCUACCUGCAGUUCAUGAUGUCGGUGGCCAUGAUGCUGCGUGAGGACUUGAAACUGCCUGAGAACAACGAGCAGGUGGUGAAGGACAUGGAGCAGGUGCUGAAGCUGGAGACUCGGCUGGCCAAUGCUACGAUACCCCAGGAAGAGAGACACGACGUCACGGCCAUGUACCACCGCAUGAACCUGGAGCAGCUGCAGAAUAAAUUCAGCCUGAAGGGAUUCAACUGGACACUCUUCAUAGAAGCGGUGCUGUCCUCCGCCAACAUCCCACUGCUGCCGGACGAGCAGGUGGUGGUGUACGGCGAGCCCUACCUGGAGAACCUGGAGGAGAUCAUCAACACCUUCUCAGUCAGGACCCUGCAGAACUACCUGGUCUGGCGCCUGGUGCUCGACCGUAUCAGCAGCCUGAGCCAGAGAUUCAAGGACACCCGCACCAAUUACCGUAAGGCACUGUACGGUACCACGGUGGAGGAGGUGCGCUGGCGGGAGUGUGUCAGCUAUGUCAACAGCAACAUGGAGAGCGCCGUGGGCUCCCUCUACGUCCAGCAGGCCUUCCCGGAAGAGAGCAAGAAAGUGGUCCACGAGCUCAUACACAAGGUACGGGCGGUGUUUGUGGAGACGCUGGAUGAGCUGAACUGGAUGGAUGAUGAGUCCAAGCACAAAGCCCGCGAAAAGGCCAUCAACAUCUGGGAGCAGAUCGGCUACCCCGACUACAUCCUGGACGAGAGCAAUAAACACCUGGACGAGGAGUAUUCCAAUCUCAACUUCUCCGAGGAGCUGUACUUUGAAAAUGGGCUGCAGAACCUCAAGGCCAGUGCUCAGAAGAGCCUGAAGAAGCUUCGUGAGAAGGUGGACCUCAAUCUCUGGAUCAUCGGGGCUGCUGUGGUCAACGCCUUCUACUCCCCAAACCGGAACCAGAUCGUAUUCCCUGCCGGCAUCCUCCAGCCCCCCUUCUUUAGCAAGGAGCAGCCGCAGGCCUUGAACUUCGGGGGCAUCGGGAUGGUGAUCGGGCACGAGAUCACCCACGGCUUUGAUGACAAUGGCCGCAACUUCGACAAGGACGGCAACAUGCUGGACUGGUGGAGCAACUUCUCGGCCUCGCACUUUCGCGAGCAGUCGGAGUGCAUGAUCCGCCAGUACAGCAACUUCUCCUGGGAACUGGCCCAACAGCAGAACGUGAAUGGACACAGCACUCUCGGGGAGAACAUUGCUGACAACGGUGGGGUGCGGCAGGCCUACAAGGCGUAUCUCAAGUGGAUUUCCGAGGGCGGCCAAGACCAGCAGCUGCCCGGGCUGGAGCUCACCUAUGACCAGCUGUUCUUCGUCAACUUUGCCCAGGUAUGGUGUGGCUCGUACCGGCCUGAGUUCGCCACCCAGUCCAUGAAGACAGAUGUACACAGCCCCCUGAAGUACCGGGUGCUUGGGUCGCUGCAGAACCUGGCUGCCUUCUCUGACGCGUUCCAGUGUGCCCAGGGCACCCCCAUGCACCCGUACGACCGAUGCCGGGUCUGGUAGCCGAGGUCACACGUAUCCACCCCGUGUCCCGGGGAUUGGACCACAGAGAAGGUGGUGUCACAGCCCUUGGGGCAGCCAAGCCGGCUCAGCACUGCUGACCCCCCACCCCAACCCGGCCUUGCGCAUCCAGGAGGGGACCUACCACCCUGCACUGCCUGCCCGGCUGCCCCUGCUCAGCCUGGGGUGCGUCUCCCGCUCCCUGUGCAUCUGCCUGGUGCCCAGAGCUUCUGACUGAGCUGAGUAAAAGCUUCAAACCUUC
Messenger RNA from Suncus etruscus (white-toothed pygmy shrew), 2731 nucleotides. It is a transcript of the gene MMEL1, whose product is annotated as membrane metalloendopeptidase like 1. Bases 130 to 2472 code for a protein of 780 amino acids. Gene Ontology annotation, biological process: protein processing. The transcript has 24 exons. The record is from RefSeq and is a predicted model, not a curated record. Gene Ontology annotation, cellular component: plasma membrane. Lineage: Eukaryota; Metazoa; Chordata; Mammalia; Eulipotyphla; Soricidae. Gene Ontology annotation, molecular function: metalloendopeptidase activity.